Diaporthe amygdali is the source of this 2442-nucleotide messenger RNA. RefSeq names its product dynamin-related protein. Bases 1 to 2442 code for a protein of 813 amino acids. Lineage: Eukaryota; Fungi; Ascomycota; Sordariomycetes; Diaporthales; Diaporthaceae. Gene Ontology annotation, molecular function: GTP binding; microtubule binding; GTPase activity. Gene Ontology annotation, biological process: peroxisome fission; mitochondrial fission. The record is from RefSeq and is a predicted model, not a curated record. Gene Ontology annotation, cellular component: peroxisome; membrane; microtubule. The transcript is spliced from 4 exons.
AUGGCUGCACUCGGCGACGACCUCCUGUCCACGGUCAACAAGCUGCAGGACCUGGUCUUUAACACCAUCGGAAACGACUCCCUCGAUCUCCCCCAGAUUGUCGUCGUUGGCUCUCAGUCUGCCGGAAAAUCGUCUGUACUCGAGAACAUUGUUGGCCGUGACUUUCUGCCCCGCGGCAGCGGUAUCGUCACUCGCCGGCCCCUGAUUCUCCAGCUCAUUAAUGUCCCUGACGACGGAUCCGACCCUCUGCCUCAGUCUUCACACCCCUCCCAGUACAAUGCAAAUGUCGCGCGGCCCGGCGAAUGGGCCGAGUUCAACCACAUCCCCAACAGGCGCUACACCGACUUUGGCGACGUCAAGCGCGAGAUCGAGAAUGAGACCGCUCGAGUAGCCGGCAACAACAAGGGCAUCACUCGCCAGCCCAUCAACCUCAAAAUCUAUUCUCCACACGUUCUAAACCUCACCCUGGUCGAUCUCCCGGGUCUCACAAAAGUUCCUAUCGGUGACCAACCCCCCGAUAUCGAGAAGCAGACCCGCAACCUCAUUUCAGAGUUCAUUGCAAAACCAAAUAGUAUCAUCCUCGCCGUCUCUCCCGCCAAUGUCGAUAUCGUAAACUCGGAGGCUCUCAAGCUUGCCCGUCAUGUCGACCCCUUGGGCCGGAGGACUAUUGGUGUUCUGACCAAGGUCGACCUCAUGGACCAUGGCACAAACGCCCUGGACAUCCUCUCCGGGCGAGUGUACCCCUUAAAGCUGGGCUGGAUUGGUGUCGUGAACCGAUCACAGCAGGACAUCCAGGGCAACAAGCCAAUGGAAGAGGCCCUCAAAGACGAGGAGAACUUUUUCAAGCUGCAUCCAGCGUACAGGAAUAUCGCGAUGAAGUGUGGCACCCGAUUUUUGGCCAGGACCUUGAACACCACCUUGAUGGCACACAUCAGGGAUCGCCUGCCUGACAUCAAGGCUAGACUCAACACGCUAAUGGGUCAGACCCAACAAGAGCUCGCCAGCUAUGGAAACAUGCAAUUCAGCGGUAGGGAGCACCGGGGCUCUCUUAUCCUGCAGCUCAUGACACGAUUCGCCGCGUCUUUUAUGUCCUCGAUUGACGGAACCUCGACAGAGAUCUCCACCAAGGAGCUGUGCGGUGGCGCCCGGAUCUACUACAUUUUCAAUUCUGUCUUUGGUAGCUCGCUAGACACCAUCGAUCCUACCUCCAAUCUGUCUGCUUCCGACAUCCGCACAGCAAUCAGGAACUCCACAGGUCCCCGACCCAGCUUGUUUGUUCCUGAGAUGGCAUUCGAUCUUCUUGUGAAGCCGCAAAUCAAGCUGUUGGAGAUUCCUAGCCAACGUUGUGUUGAGCUGGUCUACGAGGAACUCAUCAAGAUCUGCCACACUUGUGGGAAUAUCGAGCUUUCACGGUUCCCAAGGUUACAAGCCAAGCUCAUAGAGGUUGUGUCGGACCUCUUGCGAGAACGUUUAGGGCCCGCGUCUAACUACGUUGAGUCCUUGAUUUCGAUACAGCGGGCCUAUAUCAACACCAACCAUCCAAAUUUCCUCGGUGCUGCAAACGCCAUGAGCAAUGUAGUAGGCGCCAAGCAAGAAAGGGAACGCAAACGCCUGGUCCAGGAGGAGCGCGAGCGGAGAGAGAGAAGACGCGCGAAGGAGCUCGGAGCUAAUGGCACGGAAGAGGCCGACGAAGAAGAGCAUGGUGUCACUGAGAAGGCAGAGCACGCGUCUAUCCGCAAGGCACAAGGCAAGGGUGCGCGAAGCAUGUCACCGGCUAUAAGAGAAAACGGCACAGGUGGCAUUACGGCGGCGCUGAACGGAGCGCGCUCUGCUUCUCCGAUGAUGUACAAUGCUCAGGCUGCUGGCGGUGCCAAGGACUCUUUCCUGAAUUACUUCUUUGGAAAGGAUGGCAUGCAGCCAGCACUCCCACCGCCAUCGCAUAACGCAAAUAUCGGUCGGCAUGUGAGCCAGGGCUCGGAGCCGUCCAUCAGCCAGAGCUUCAGGCACCAGGAGACGGCACUCCGUUCUCCUAUUCAAACCACAGCACCGGCUAGCCACGAUGAGGACUUUGUCUUCGGCUCGUCGCUGCCCCGUGGUGCAGACUUUGUGAGUCCUCCCAGCGAGACUGAUGGAUCAACCGGCGAGCCGGCCAUGACCGAGCGCGAGCAGAUGGAGACAGAGCUCAUCCGGGCCCUGAUCUCCUCCUACUUCAACAUAGUGCGUGAGUCGAUCGCCGACCAGGUUCCCAAGGCUAUUAUGCACCUGUUGGUCAACCACUGCCGCGACGAGGUGCAGAACCGUCUGGUCAGCGAGCUGUACAAGGAAGCGCUAUUCGAGGAGCUCCUAUACGAAGACGACGGCGUCAAGAAGGAGCGCGAGAAGUGCGAGAAGCUGCUGCAAACUUACAGAGAGGCGGCCAAGAUCAUUGGCGAGGUGGUAUAA